Molecule: messenger RNA, 1014 nt
Organism: Auanema sp. JU1783
Lineage: Eukaryota; Metazoa; Nematoda; Chromadorea; Rhabditida; Rhabditidae
Source: the annotation of a GenBank genome assembly
AUGUCUGCUCCUCUUCGUGUCUUGGUCACCGGCGCUGCUGGCCAAAUUGGAUACUCUUUGGUUCUUCAAAUCGCCAAGGGAGACGUCUUCGGACCUAACACUCCACUCACUCUUGUACUUCUGGAUAUUCCCCAAUGUGCUACUGUUCUUGAAGGAGUUGUCUUCGAACUUCAAGAUUGCGCUUUCCCAACUCUCCAUGGUGUCGAAGCCGUAACUGAUGAGAAGUCCGCUUUCACCGGAAUCGAUUAUGCUUUCCUCGUCGGAGCCAUGCCCCGCAAAGAAGGAAUGGAACGCAAAGAUCUUCUUGCUGCCAAUGUCAGAAUCUUCAAGAGUCAAGGAAAUGCUCUUGCUGAAUAUGCUAAGCCAACCACCAAAGUCAUCGUUGUUGGAAACCCAGCCAACACCAACGCUUACAUCUGCGCCAAGUACGCUGCUGGAAAGAUCCCAGCUCGCAACUUCUCUGCCAUGACUCGCCUCGAUCAUAACCGCGCCAAGGGACAGAUUGCUCUCAAAACCGGUGUUCCAGUUGGAGAUGUUAAGAACGUAAUUAUCUGGGGAAAUCACUCCAGCACCCAGUUCCCAGAUGUCAAGCACGCUAAGGUUCUCAAGGGAGGUAGCGAAGUUGAUGCUUACUCCGCAGUCGCUGAUGCCGAUUACUUGAAAGGAGCUUUCAUCUCUACUGUCCAAAAGCGUGGAGCUGCUAUCAUUGAGAGAAGAAAACUUUCAUCUGCUAUGUCAGCUGCUAAGGCUGCCUGCGAUCACAUCCACGAUUGGCAUUUCGGAACCAAAGCCGGAGAAUGGGUCUCUAUGGCUGUUCCAUCUGAUGGAAGUUACGGAAUCCCAGAAGGACUUGUUUUCUCAUUCCCAGUUACCAUCGAUGCUAACAAGGAAUGGAAAAUCGUUCAAGGGCUUGAACUUGACGACUUCGCCAAGGAAAAGAUCGCCGUCACCACCAAGGAACUCGAGGAGGAGAGAGAAGAAGCUCUUCAUGCCUGCAACGCUGCCAACAUGUAA